AUGAAAGUUGCUGUCUUUGGAUCAACCGGUGAAACCGACCAGUCGAUUGUUAGCGCCCUACUUGACUCGCCGGAAAUAUCUGAGCUCAUAGCUCUGAUUCGGCCUUCAUCGCUAGAGAAGAAAGGAGAGGCUGCGCUCAGGGACCGUGGGGUGAAAAUCACUGCAGCAGAUCCAACAGUUGCGCAUACUCAGAUAGUUCCAAUUUUGACCGGAAUCGGCUUUGUGAUCUGUUGUGUCCCCCCGCAUGUUUUUGAUGAAUAA
Messenger RNA from Penicillium cosmopolitanum, 261 nucleotides. RefSeq lists its product as uncharacterized. NCBI's taxonomy places the organism in Eukaryota, Fungi, Ascomycota, Eurotiomycetes, Eurotiales, Aspergillaceae. Bases 1 to 261 code for a protein of 86 amino acids. The transcript is spliced from 2 exons. The record is from RefSeq and is a predicted model, not a curated record.